AUGGCAUGCUCCAAGGUUCAAUUUAGUAACAAUGAUAACAACUUAGAAACGUACAGCAUCUUUUGGUUAGAUGCAUCUGUGGACAGUGAAGAAAACAAGGCGGCUCAAAAGCAAUUACGAUCAAUCAUCAAUCAACUGAGGACUUUCGUCGAUCCAGAAGAAUGUAUGGGUCGUAUUGGAUCUAUUCAUCAAGGUGAUCUUACAAGUUUAAUUGUAAGUGGUCAAUUGGGCCGUAUUGUGGUACCUGAAAUGCAGAAACUACAACAGGUAUCAUCAAUAUAUGUUUACUGCUUCAAUAAAGAGGCAAAUCUACAAUGGAGCCGACCAUACAGCAAGGUUAAAGCUGUGUGCAAUAAUUUGAACGAACUCAUCAAUAUAAUACGAACGAAUCAAAAGUAUCGGGUUCGACUUGAAGAAUCCUUGGGCAUUAACGUAUUGGAUCGAUCGUCAACGGCAUUGAAUGGAGAAUUCUUGCAUUCCCAAUUGUUGAUCGAUGUUCUUAUCAGAAUGAAGCCAAAUGAACAAGACAAGAAAGAAUUAAUUGAAAUGUGCAAAAUUGAAUACAAGGGCAACGAAGCUGAAUUAAGACGGGUAAAUGAAUUCAGACUAAAAUAUGAAUCAUCAAAAGCCGUCUGGUGGUAUACACGUGAGUCAUUUGUUUAUCGUAUUUUGAACAAGGCACUACGUGUGCAAAACGUAGAUGUCUUGUUUUUGUUUCGAGACGUUAUUCGCGACAUAUUGGAGCAGUUACGUGCUUCGCAAUGUCGUGAACGAAUAACUGUUUUUCGUGGCCAAUUUAUUUCAAAAAACGAAUUCAAAUUGUUACAUAAAUCGAUUGGGAAUAUUAUAUCGAUGAAUUCGUUUUUAUCGACUACAGUGAAACGUGAUGUUGCAUUAAGAUUUAUGAAAUAUAAUCCGAAUUUAUUAUCGUCGGAUGAUCAUGUUCCUGUUAUGUUUGAAAUCGAUGCUGAUCCACGUAUAAUUGGAAGUUCGAGAGAAAACAGUCGACUAUUUGCAGAAAUUGCAAGGUUUAGUGAUCAUAAAGGAGAAUCCGAUGUACUCUUCAUGCUAGAAAGAAAUUUUUCAGGUCUUCAUUUAUGUAAAAAUUUUAUUAAUAAUUAUUGUUGUCCACAAAUCUAUGAAAAUCAUAUACAAAAUGCAACAGCUAUUGAACUUUAUCAUUUAUUUGAAUUAAAUACAAUUAAUUUAUAUGAACAAUUAGUUCGUUUAACUAAUGAUUUAAAUCAUACGAUUAUAAAAUUAAUUGAAAUAUCUCGAAAUGAAACACAUAUUGUUUUACAACGUGUUUAUAAUAAACUUUAUCAAUCGUAUCAUUUAUCAAUAGAUAAAUUUUUCAAUAAUCUUUUAACAUUAACUUAUCGUACAUAUCAACAUGAUAUUAAAAAAUAUAUUGAUGAAUUAUUUCGUAAUAUUUUACAUAUAUCAUUAACAUUAAAUAAUAAUAAAUCAAUAUUACCAGUUUAUUUUUCAUGUCUAUGGAAAAAUCAUCCAUUUGGUAGUCAUUUAAAUUUAAUUGAAAAUCAAUUAGAAAUUAAUUUAGGUAAAAUAUUUCAAUUAAAUGAAUUAUUUAAAUUAAGUAAUGAACUUGUUCAAAUUUUAUCUACGAGUGUUACAACGGAUUAUCAUUGUAUUGACUCAUAUAUGCAAUUAUCAUAUUGUAAUUUAUGUAGUGGAAGAAAUGAAUUACCAUGUUUAUCAAACUGUAUGAACGUCAUUGAAAGUUGUCUUGUUAAUAUAACAUUAAUUGAUGAUAUAUGGAAAAAUUUUAUUGAUUCUAUUGAGAAUGUUAAUUAUUUUAAUAAUAUCGAAAAAGUUUUAUCAUCAAUUGGUUUAUCAAUAUCAGAUGCUGUUAUGACCUUUUUUAAUUCGGGUGGAGUUGCAAAUAAGGACAUCAUCGAUCAAUGUGGACAUAUGCGUAUUCGACGUCAAACAUUUGCUAUCGAUCAAAAAUUUGAUGAUGAAUUUAGUAAAACAUUAUCAUUAUCUUUAUUAGAUCAACAACUAAUUCAUAUGAGUCAAUCAUUGCAUACAUAUCGAUCAUUUUGGAUGAAAUUACCUGAACAAAUUUGUAGAUCAAAAGGAAUUUCAGAAUUAAAUGAACAAAUAUGUUGGACAGGAACUUCAAUAUCUCAAGAUGGAAUAUCUUCUGUUCAAUUACAUUAUGAUAAACCAUUAAGUUUAAAAUUACAAUGGAUUUUUAAAGAAAUGAGACAAAAAUCACAAAUUAUUGGAAAUAUUCAUCGAACUACGUCAGUACUUAAUAUUAAUUCAACAACAAGUUUAUCACUAGUAAAUGAAUCAAAAAUAGAUAUAAUUAUUCAAAAUUUUACUGAUACAUUAAGACCUACUGAUUUUGAUGAUUAUCCAAAUGAUAACGAAUUUGAUUAUUCAGAUUAUGCAUAUGAAGAUUCAAUAGAUGAUAUAACUACAACAUCAACGACAACAGCUCGUCGAAAAAUAAAAACAAAAACAACAAAAACAAAAAUAACAAUAACAACAACAACAACAACAACAACUACUACUACUACUACUACAACUACAAUUGCAACUACUCCUCUUGAUGAUGAUAUAUCAUUUGAUGAUGAUACAAAUACAGCAUAUUAUGAUUAUGGUGAUCAAGAUUUAUAUAGUGAUGAUGAAUCAGAAGAAAUCUCAACCACUGAACAACCAAUUUUAAUAACAACAACAAAACAAAUAAUAACAACAUUUUAUUGGAAAGAUCGAAUACCAUUCUAUCAUCGUAAACCACCCAUUAUUUGGAAUGUCAAUAAAGAUGAUAAUGAUGUAGAAAAAUUAGAAAAACAAGAACAGCGAUAUAACAGUGGCUCUUCUUUUCAUUAUUCUCAACUAUUAUUACUAACUAUGCUCAUUACUCGAGUCUGA
Molecule: messenger RNA, 2904 nt
Organism: Rotaria sp. Silwood2
Lineage: Eukaryota; Metazoa; Rotifera; Eurotatoria; Philodinida; Philodinidae
Source: the annotation of a GenBank genome assembly